AUGCGCGUCGCCACCAUCUUGUCCGCCGCCGCCCUGGCUGCGCCCGCCCUCGCGCAAAACAGCUUCUCCGUCACCGAGGCCAACACCCGCACCAACUCCAUCAUCGUCAGCGAGGUGCCCUCGACGACCGUGACCGUCACCUCGGCGUCGACGUCGUCCGCGUCUGCUUCUUCGGCCCCCUCGUCGUCGUCGUUUUCGUCGUUCAGCGUGCCCGCCGGCAACUCGACCCGCUCGAGCUUCUUCCCCACAGGCACCGCCCCGACCUCCGCCUCGGGCGUGCCCACCGGGUCCGCCAACGCGACGACCCUCAGCACCGGCCGCACUGGCCUGCCCCCGCAGCCCACCACGGGCAUCACCUCGGCGUCGCCCGUGCCCACGGCCGCGGGCGCCGCGCUCGGCGUGCAGAGCGUCUUCCUGGGCUUGGGAGCCGUCGUCGCCCUGGCAGCUGCCCAGCUGUAA
Molecule: messenger RNA, 459 nt
Organism: Purpureocillium lilacinum
Lineage: Eukaryota; Fungi; Ascomycota; Sordariomycetes; Hypocreales; Ophiocordycipitaceae
Source: RefSeq, a predicted model, not a curated record